UGAAGGUUGGUUUUAUUUUUUAUUUACUUAUUUUAUUUAUUUUUUCAAUUUUUUUGUGGUUGAAUUUUCAAACUCAAACCGCUGGCAGAGGCGGGAAGCACGCGCGGCUCUCGUCCAAUCAGCGCGUGGAGCGCCGGGGCAGAAGGGCGGGGCCUGGAGUGUGUGUGUCCAAGAUGGCGGCGGAGGGUUCAACACAGAGCGCAUCUGGACCCGGAGCGGCGCUUUUUACACCUGGACGGAUUUAUUAACCCGACCCAAAGGACCGGACACACCUGAAGAACCCGACAGAACCGCGCCGAGGCCGGGAUGCGACACCAUGAACUCCCGCUGCUGAGAAAACCCAAAGAAAAACAAGAUGGAUCCGGCGGGGUCCGAGCGGCUCCGAGGCCCGCUGCCCGGCUCCGACACUCCCCCCGCGGCCACCGAGCCCCAGCGCCCCGGUCCCAGCCCCGGAGAGUCCCGCUCCAGGCCCGGCUCCAGGCCCGGCUCCAGGCCCGGCUCCAGGUCCGGGGGACAGCGGCACCGACGCAGGACUGACCCCGGGGGCAGCGGCAGCAGAGAGGGCAGACGCGCCAGCAGCGGCCGCGGAGGAGGAGAGUUUUUGUGUCCGGUGUUAAAAGUGUGCGACGGUCUGAGGCUCAGGUCGGAGGAGAGGGAGGAGACGCGCAGGAGGAGUGAACAAAAGGGCGUUCUGUCCGACUCGGAGAACGAGGAACCCAUCACCAGAAGAAUCAGAAACAUCUCAGCGUUUAUCAGGAAAACCUCCACCGCCCUGUCCAGUGGGGGUCAGAGGAGUCGUUCUUGUUCGGAGCCUGUGGAGGAACGCGGAAAACUCAAGGUGCUCCUGCAGCCGCCGCUCACCGACCCUACAUGUGCGUGUCACAGUGUGACUGCAGGGAUCCUUCUUUCGUCUGAAAACAGUCGUUCUGUGUCGGUGCCGAUCGUUCCUCCUCAGCGCCGUUUGGCCUGGAGCGCCGUGGUCCCUGCCGUGGUCCCUGCCGUGGUCCCUGCCGCGGUCCCUGCCAUGGCGGUGUCGUCGGUGUCGUCGGGGGCGGGUCCUCCGGGUCAGUGGGAGGGCGGCGCUCGGGCGUCUCCGGGUCGGUCGGAGCGCUCGGCGAGUCCCGACAGUAACGACAGCAUCUCAGAGGAGUUGAAUCAUUUUAAACCCAUCGUGUGUUCUCCGUGUACUCCCCCCAAACGCCUGAGCGACGGACGCCUGCUCCACCCACGCAUCAUCAAGGCCACGCCCAGGAACCUGCGCCAGAUCGGGACCGCCGCACAGGGGGCGUGGCCUCAGACGAGCGCUGUGGUGAUGCAGAAGUGGCGUCAGAUCGAGUUGGACCGACAGAAGGUUUCUGCGGCGAUGGAGGGACGCUGCCCCGUCUCCGUGGCGACGCUCACCAGCCCCGUCAACGACUCCAACAACAACAACGCCAACGCCGCGUCCAGAAACAGACGCACACUACUGAUCCACGCACACGAACAAGUCCCACUCAGAGUCCCCCCCACCAAAGUCCCCCCCGUCCUCCCCCAGGACCAGAGUCUAGGGCUCAGGUUCAAGUCGUGUUCGAAGAGGAAGCUGAAACUGAAUCCCAAACGUCGCGAGUCGAAGCGUCUGCGCGCGGACGCUAACCCCGCGGCUAACUGCCCUGACGCUAACACCUAUGGGAAACGCAGUGUAAAGGCUAGUGCUAGUGUUAGCGCGCAGGAGCGGGCCGACAGAGCUUUAGCGCUGCAGCUCCAGAGACACUUCGACGGAGUUUCAGACCCGUACUUCCUCCGAUCGACCAAUCAGAGCGCCGCCGCAGAAAGGGGGCGGGGCCUGAGGAACGCCUGGACCAAUCAGAGCGCCGCCUCAGAAAGGGGGCGGGGCCUUAGGAGCUCGCGGCGUCUCCAACGACACAAAGACUGAAGCUCCGUCCCCCAGAAACACGCCCAACAGUGAGUGCUCAAGAAUCCCACUCAGGACCAGGUCUAAACCAGGACUGUAGUAAAAGUGAACGUUUCUGUGGUUCUGUUUGAUCCAGAGGAGAAAAAAACUAAUUGAACUUUACUUUGAUCAAAGUCCUAAACUGAAGAUCUCCCAGGACCACUGUUUGGGAAACACUGCAGUACCAGUACUGCACGGAGUACUUGUAGUACUUGUACUUGUAGUGCAGUAUUGUUGGGGAGGACUCGAGCACUUCGGCUUCUGCGACUCGCCCAACAGGAAGUGACACUUUAAUUUAAAGACUAAAAUAUGCAAAUGAGAUGGUCACAUGACCUGCAGCAGCCAAUAGAAACCAGCGAUUACAGACAUUCCACAGAGUCUUCCAGAGAAUCAUGGGAAAUGAAGUAUUUACACAUGUACGCUUUAAUUUAAUAAACAAACUGUCUUUGA
Messenger RNA from Boleophthalmus pectinirostris (great blue-spotted mudskipper), 2380 nucleotides. It is a transcript of the gene rnf169, whose product is annotated as ring finger protein 169. The transcript is spliced from 8 exons. Gene Ontology annotation, molecular function: nucleosome binding; ubiquitin-protein transferase activity. The record is from RefSeq and is a predicted model, not a curated record. Lineage: Eukaryota; Metazoa; Chordata; Actinopteri; Gobiiformes; Gobiidae. Gene Ontology annotation, cellular component: nucleus; site of double-strand break. Gene Ontology annotation, biological process: double-strand break repair. The coding region runs from base 356 to 1912 and encodes 518 amino acids.